AUGGCAGCUCAGUAUACCUUUACAGAUCUACGCAAUAUAAACGUGGGAUGCCAUAACGUGAUUGCUGUUGUCAAGUUCUUCAAAAAACCUCAAAAAACAAAAGGCACUGGAUAUUCUAUGUUUGCAUCCGUCAGCGACCCAUCUUUGUGUGGCGAUAAGUUCCCAGUCAUAUUUCUUUGUAAUAACAUAGACCACCUACCUCCGAUUCGCACUCCGGGGGACAUCAUUAUCAUGCAUCGCCUAAAGGUGUCUAUGUAUCGUGGCAGCCUACAAGGCUGUGGCCCAGGAAGUUCUGGUUUCGCCUUUGCGGUUUUUCCCGGACUUUGCGAUUCUCCGCUAACUCCUUAUCCAUCUCCAACGAAUUGCAGUUUCACGGACGCAGAUCUGUUCCGUGUAUUCGAACUUAGAGGUUGGUAUAACUCUGACUCUUGUCCCCUCGAAAAGGAGCUGCCCCCUGAUGUGGUUAUGACCGAACCCCAGGCCCCUAGCAAUCAGAUGGUUCCGUUUGCCGAGAGAGUCGUCCCGUCUACUCGUAUUCAUUCCAUAAUGAAAAAUGCGUUCGUAAACAUUGAAGCGCAGAUUGUCGCAAUCUACUCGUAUCCGCCGGAGAUCACACGUGAUAUCAUUCUGAGCUUGUGGGAUGGCCAGCCGCCUCCUGAAGCGGCAUCUCUUCCCCCAUUCUACACACACCACGACCUCGACAGGCCACCUCACAUUAGCGACUCGAGGACAGAUCCACACCUCGCCGCUAUCACAGGCCAUUCGAUGUUGCCUGCUAACGAGGACUGGUCAGUGACGGUCUUCGUCUUCGACGAGCACGCGCAGUCUGCUGUCGCGAAAAAGUUAAAACCGGGGGAUCUCAUUCGAAUCAUUAACGUCCAUUGCACGGGAAAACUCGGCCAUGUGCGACGCAAGUUGGACGUCCACGGAGGUGGACAGAAAUACGGCCGACGGAUUGAGUUGCUGACCGAGGAGACGGCUCCACCAGACCUCGUGGCUAGGCUGAAGGCGGGUCGCGAUGCGCGAAAACCGAUUACGACGCCGUCGCAGUCGCCGGGUGCCGCCGACUUGGGCGUCUUGUUGAUAUGGAAGUUGCGCGACGUGGUUUCACUGCUAGGUCCAGCAGCAGUAGGGCCAUCAACUACCACACCGCUUCACCACAACAACCCCGCGAUGUGUCGUCUUCGGGUUUGUGGCCGUGUUGUCCGCGCACGCCCUAAUUCCCCACGCUCCCUCUUCCGAUGCCUCCUUCUCGUCUGUCGCUCUUGUGGCACCUCCAGUCGAAUCAAGUCUCCCACGCUACCAAUGUGCCCCUGUGGCAAGAGCACGCACUUCCUAGCACUUCCGAUGUUUUACCUCGUCCUCGCAGACCUCUCAGGACGCGUCUGCGUUCUCGUCUCGUCGCGCGGGAUCCGAGCUCUCGCGGGACCGGACAUGUCGAGUCUGCGUCGGCAGUUGCGGCUCCUCGUGUCGGCGACGGCGUCGCCACAGACAAAACGCGCCACGGCCAGGUCCAUCACCGCGGCUUGGAGUCGUUGCGUGUCCUCGUGGAUUGACGCCACACUCCUAGUGAAGCGCAGUCCCACCAAAUCCACCGUCUCAAUCUCACUCCUCGCCAAAUAA
This is a messenger RNA of Mesocestoides corti, 1623 nucleotides long. NCBI's taxonomy places the organism in Eukaryota, Metazoa, Platyhelminthes, Cestoda, Cyclophyllidea, Mesocestoididae. The record is from the annotation of a GenBank genome assembly.